AAUGUUUCAAGACCACAGCAAUUCGUCAGGAUCAAUGUAAAUUCAUCCAUCUAAAAAUGCUCCUCUCACAAAAGUACUCAAAACGUUGAAUUCGGUGAAGGUAGUGUGUAGGGAAAUGAGGCGUAAAUACAUUGGGACGCAGAUGCUCACCCAGACACCUUCUCUCCAGAGAUGCUGCCUGUCCCGCUGAGUUACUCCAGCAUUUUGUAUUUAUCUUUGAUUUAAACCAGCAUCCGCAGUUCCUUCCUACUGUCACUGAAUUCAAACCCAGAGGUCUGAAUUAUCGACCUGGAGACCAAAGUUCCUAUAGGAUCUUUGCUGGAGACACCAGUUCACAUUCCCCUCCACGUGUAAUACCGGCACGACGACCGACUGGGGAUUUGCAGGGAGUUCGCGGCCUGCGGGCCCGGCGUGCGGUUGUCCUGGUAACGGUGAGCGGAGGCCGCUGCCGCCAUGGAGGAGGGCGAGGCGCAGGCCUCGGCCAUGUGGGCGCGGCGCCGCGAACUCUUCAUGCAAACCCACCUUUGCCGAUUGUCCGUGGAUAUGUAUGGCCCCGAGGGGGGUCGCCGGAGGGUGAUCGCGGCCGCUUCUACCGCAGGCCGGAGCCGACCGCGGUCAUGGCCCGAGCCGCUGCCCCGCCUGCAGGAGGCCGAGGAAGAGCAGGCGCCCAGCGACCAGCAGGAUGCGGCCUACCGGCUGUGGCUUGCGAACAAGAAGCGGCAGAGGGCCGACCUGGAGGCCAUGGCCGACGUGAAAAGCUGGAUCGACAGCAAGAUCGGGGCCACUGACCUGGAGCUGCGAGUCCUGGAGUCGCUGGAGCGUAGACCCGAAGCAAGCGAGCCGGUGCCUGUGCCUGAGCCAGAGCCUCAACCCAAACCCAAGAAAAGGACUAGACACAAGCGUUACACCAAACCUGUGACAGUUCAUCUCCCUACUCUGGAACCAGUUAAGCGACUCCAUGAAUAUUUAAGUAAAAAAAGACUACGAUUUGUAGAUUUCUUCCGAACCAGUGAUCCAGGAAAGAAAGGCAAACUCUCAAAAGAUGAUAUAUUGGCAGCAUUUAAAAAGACCAAUCUUCCAAUCACUGAUCUGCAAAUCAAAGAAUUGAUCGAAAAUCUUGGUGAUCGCACUAAGUGCAUUCGUUACAAAGUUCUUGCCCAAGCACUAAACACCUGGAGAGAAGAAUUGCGACAAGAAAACGGAGAGAAAGUGUACGACUUGCCAAAGAUCGCUGCAUCCUCCAAACGUCCAAAUAAAGCUGCGUCAGUUGCAAAAGAUAAGCAUGAUGUGUCCAGACGUAAAGAUACCUUGCCUGUGCCAACAGUCGAAUGGAGCGCAAACAGGCCUUUAACAGCUGGAGAAAUGGAGCAACUCAAAGCGAGGGAUCAGGAGACAAAAAUAACAAAAACGAGCAAACGACAUCACACGGAUUUAAUGGCAAGAUGCCUGUACAUGAAGGGAGAGGAUCGUUCCAUUGCCUGCCAUUCUUUACCAACGACAUUGGGGGGAGAAAUGGGGGAGGCAACCAAUGCUUUCCGCCGACGGUGCCUGAUGGAAUACAGGAAAAUUCUGAAAAUGUGCCGGUUCUAUGGUAUUGCCUUCACUGAAAAGAUGCUAACAAAAGCCUUACUUCACCCUGGAGACAAGUUAACUUACAUCCCGGGACAAAGAGUGAAGCUAAGACAGCCUGGGACUAAUGUUGUACCUAAUGGUUAUGCAGAGCGAUGGCAUGUCACUAGACAACGCAUCAUUAUGGAUAGAUUCAAUCGUAAAUAUGCACUGAAAAAGGAAGAGAAUCAGAUCAACAUUGAUCCAAUUAAAAGUCAACUGGAGGAAGCUAGUGAAGAGCCAGAGUCGGAACUGAGAUCUCCCGAGCGGCUCAUGGUGGAUAAUCUCAACCAAGAAUUAAAGCAUACGGAAGUGAAAGUCGAGGUAGGAAUGCAAAAGGACACCAGUCAACUGGAGGAAGCCAGUGCAGGAGCAGAAGCAAAAUUGAGAUAUCCCGAGCGGCUCAUGGUGGAUAACUUCAACCAAGAAUUAAAGCAUACGGAAGUGAAAGUCGAGGUAGGAAUGCAACAGGACACCAGUCAACUGGAGGAAGCCAGUGAAGAAGCAGAAUCAAAAUUGAGGCAACUUAUCAUUGUUGAUGAACUGACACCGAGAAAGGAAAUGAUCCAAAUUAAGGUGCAGCCGGACAACAAUCAACUAAAGAAACCUAAUGACAAGCUAGAGUCAACUCCAAGGAUCGCAGCACCCCAGGAUCACAACAUGGGUGCAAGUGUACCGGUUCCAACGAGCAGCACGCAAAAACACAUGACACCAGAAGAUUAUGUAAAGUUCAAAAGAAAGUUAAAAGGGAAGCUUCCAUCAGUGGCAUCUCCUGUACAGGACGUCUUUUGGCCUGGCCGCAUGCUGGAAAAGGUGCGCAUGUACCUCCCAAAUGCUAAGCUACAGCAUGAGGAAGUGUUGUUCAGUAAAAUCCAGAAAGGUACGACUUUCAGCUCCAACAUCUAUCACAAUGAGAAGACUUGGCCCAUUAGUGACCAGGGAUAUCUUAUGUGUGGAGAUAUUGAAAGGAAGAAGCGUUACAUCCUUUGAUCAACCUGCCCAGGGUAGAUUGGGCUGUUCAUACAGCUUGACCCUUGUGACUGCGAAGCUCUCAGAAACUUGUCUAAUCCUUCCUUUGAAAAAUGGGAAACAACAUGGACUUCUGCGAAAAGACAGUGUGCAGGAAUCUGAUCUGAUCAACUUAGGAUCAGCAUUAAAUAAGAGAUCAAGAUUCCACACAAAUCCUUCUACCUUCAUAACUUAGCAGCUUAAAAACUCUCUUCUCGAAUUUCUGUGCUCAGUAAUAGUGAUUCAACAUCACGUUAAUUCAAUUUUAAUUAAUUAAACACAAUAUUUUACUUAUAUUUCCCAUCUUUUAUUUAUUUCAUUCAUCUCAGGCAGUUAAACUAACACUCUGCACAGAACUAGGGCUCUGGGAUCUACAUAAAACUCCCUAGUUAUGUGUACAUAUAAGUGGGCAUUCAGGAUUCAUUUCAUAUAUUAAGAUUUUAACUUGUUUUUAUCUCUUCUGUCUUCAUGGUUCUUACUGCAAUUAGGAAUAGUAAACUGCUUCAAAUAUUCAUCCUCAGAAGGUUUUAGGAAAAGUGCGGCAUGGUGGUGCAGUGGUAAAGUUGCUGCCUUACAGCGCCAGAGGCCUCAGUUCAAUCCUGACUACAGGUGCUAUCUGUGUGUAGUUUGUACGUUCUCACUGUGACCGCGUUGUUUUCUCUGGGAGCUCCAGUUUCCUCCCACAGUCCAAAGAUGUGCAGAUUUGUAGGUUAAUUGGUUUUGGUAAAAUUGUAAAUUAUUCCGAGUGUGUGGGAUAGUGCAAAUGUAUGGGGAUCGCUGGUCGGCGUGGAUUCGGUGGGCCAAAGGGCCUGUUUUCGUGCUGUGUCUCUAAAGUAAAGUCUAAAGUCUCUCUCUGCAGGUGCUGCCGGACCUGCUGAGUAUUCCCAGCAUUUUCAUCAGGUCAUAUGUUAUGGAAUCAUGCAGCACAGAAGUAGUCCAUUUGACCCACCAUGUCCAUGCUGUAUAUCAAGUAUCCAUCUGUACAAAACCCACUUACCAGCAUUUUGUCUGUGACCUUCUAUGCCUAAGUGUAGGUAUGUUACAAAACCUACCUGAAUCGUCAUUGGGAAUCUGCCCUCAGCCAUGUCCGCGAUUUUGGCGCUGUUUGGAGGGGGCGGGUUUAAAACGCGAUUUUUACUAGGCUGUACUAAUCGCAGAUGUUCAGCCUAGUAAAUCAUUAACGAAAAAUCGUUGCAAGACCCGGUCGCAAAAGGUAUUAUUAGUUUUAUAGGCCUCGAUAAUAUAGUUAUAAUAGUUUUAAAAUUACUGUCUGAUUCCGCAACCUCUCGCAGCCCCAGGGUUUUAUAAAGCAAACAAUUAAAGGUAUGUACCUUAUUUUUACAUUAAAUGGGGCAUAUAUAUAACCCUGUAAUUAAAGUUAUCUAUAGCGAGUAGUUCAUUUUGGGCUUUUUAUAUCCCGCAGUAUUUUUCUCGGCAUUUGAGGGCACUAAUCCAGCGCGAUGUCAACGUUCUAAACCAGCGCGUUCACAUGAACCCACUAGAAAGCCGAUUUAAAUGGGCAUUUAUUUACAGCAAUUGAACACUAAAUUCCUUCCAUUUGGCCUAUAAAUUAAUGUAAAUUAGAUAUAAAAAUCAUGUUAUAUUGUGAAUUAUUUGUGAAUAAUCUUUGGACACUUAGGCUAUUUAAAAAUGUUAAUCUUUCCUUAAGAAAUGGGCUUUUGACUAUCCAAGAUCACAGCUUUUUUGUAAUGUCCAUUGAAAAUCAAUAGGGAACAAGAUGCUAAUUUCCGAGUAUGAAAAUGGCCAUAACUUUUUUAAUACUUGAGAUAUGAAAGUGAACUUGGUGUCAAAUUAAACUUAUUGUUAUGCUUUAUCUGAUGGGAUAAAUUGCAGACUUGAUUUUUAAAAUCUCAAAAUUUUGUAACAUUGCUACUAAGUGAUUGAAGUGAUCAUCCAGAUAUAUGUUAAAUGUUGUAAGAGAACCUGCCUCCAGGUCCUUUUAGAUGACAACCAACCUCUGGGUAUGAAGAGGAUUACAUUGGACCCUCUUAUUCCUAACUUUAAACAUAUAGCAACCAAAAUGCAGAAACAAAGAACUGCGGAUGCUGGUUAAUACACAAAAGGACAUAAGGUGCUGGAAUAACUCAGCAGGUCAGGCAGCAUCUCUGGAGAACAUGGAUAAAUGACAUUUGUCCUUUUUUAAACAUAUAACCCUCGGCUUGUAGAUACAUUUGUUAUGAAGAAAAGUUUCUCACUGUUCACCUGAUCUGGUAUCUGGACGGGGCGUCGAAGGACGAGAAGCCAAAGCGAAGAAGUGGAAGCCAAGAUACCGAACGGAAACGACGCCAAAAACCGUAUGCGUAUUUGGCUUUUCGGCUUCGCGUCCGUUAGGUUAUUUGGCUUUUUGCGUCGUUACCGUUUGGUACCUUGGCUUCCACCUGUCCAUGCAGUCAUCUUUAGAGAUCUAUGGACUUGUAGACAGACCAUCAUCUUUAAUAUUCACGAGGUGGCGCCAGCAAUGACUGCCUCGCCAACAGUCUGUCCGUCCCUUCCUUCUUUGUGUUUUAAUAGUAUGUGUUAAAUGUAUGCUUUUAGUGUUCUUUAGCUUGUUUUAUGUGGAGGGGUUGGGGGAAACUUUUUCUUAUCUCUUACCUCGACAGUGAUGCAAUUUUUUUCCGUAUCGUAUCACCAACCGUACUGCACUUAAAAUCGAGGAGUUGACAGCCUUUGCUGGAGUCCAACUUUUGAGAGCUCCACCGCGGGGAGCCCACGGGACUUUAACAUCGCGGAGCCCGCGAUCCCUUUGCCAGGGAUCGACCUCGGAGCUCCAUCCAUAGGUGCUUGCAGACUUAACAUCACAGAGCCCGCUGUCUCUGGUCAGAGACCGACUUUUUGAACUUGAAGCCGCAGGAGCUUCGAUCGUCCUGACGCGGGAGCUUCAAUCGCCCCGAUGGAUGGUUCGACAGCCCCGACCGCGGGAGAAUAAAGAGGAAGUAGGUUGGACUUUUUUGCCUUCCAUUAUAGUGAGGCAUGUGGGAAAUCCGCUGUGGUGGAUGUUUAUGUUAACUUUUAUGUAAUUGGGUGUCUUGUUGAUUUUUUUUGUUUGGCUCUAUGGUAAUUUGCAUAUCACUGUACCUUAAUUGGUACAUGUGACAAUAAAAGACCUUUGAAAACUUUGAAAACCUGGAGCUCUACAGAUUAUUUAUGCCAUUUCAUGGUCACACAAGAUGAAAUAAAAAUAACUUCUGCAUGUUGAAAACAAAACUGGAUAUUAUUUUAAAAAUUGUCCUGCCUUUAUUUAGAUCAUAGACAUUGUGACUCUUGCGUAGUAAUUGGUAUUAGUUUAUUAGUCACUUGUGUCAUGGUACACGUAACAAUAAUAAACGAUGAUUACUCAUAUAUUCACCCUCUAAGUUUCCGAUUAAUAUUAU
Leucoraja erinaceus (little skate) is the source of this 6008-nucleotide messenger RNA. RefSeq names its product EF-hand calcium-binding domain-containing protein 12-like. The record is from RefSeq and is a predicted model, not a curated record. Lineage: Eukaryota; Metazoa; Chordata; Chondrichthyes; Rajiformes; Rajidae. Gene Ontology annotation, molecular function: calcium ion binding. The transcript has 12 exons. Bases 454 to 2598 code for a protein of 714 amino acids.